Schistocerca nitens (vagrant locust) is the source of this 963-nucleotide messenger RNA. RefSeq lists its product as uncharacterized. Gene Ontology annotation, biological process: negative regulation of biosynthetic process. The record is from RefSeq and is a predicted model, not a curated record. NCBI's taxonomy places the organism in Eukaryota, Metazoa, Arthropoda, Insecta, Orthoptera, Acrididae. The transcript has 4 exons. The coding region runs from base 500 to 820 and encodes 106 amino acids.
CAUAAAGCAUAACGAACCUCGUCAAUACGGUUCAAUAAAGUCUAAUUAGCAUGCCCGCAUUAGGCUCGUAGUUGUCGUUAACUCAUUUAUUAUUAAGUAGUUCGUUUAGGUUAUGCGUCAAUAGGACGUCGUAGUGAUGCACGUAGUUUUGAGGUACUGGUUGUUGUGAGUCGUAAAGGAAGAUUUAAAACAUUCGCGAGUACAGAAAUACGACAUGUGCAAUGCAGUUUAAGGUGUUGCGCAUUGUGAGAAGUAGCAGAAGUAAUUGACUUAGCGAGCCACAAACAAGUGCGAAAGGGGAUAAUGCUAUAUACGACAUCAGUACGGGAGGUCACCAAAGGCUCAUACACAUAACACCAAAGAAUUCUUUUGGAAGAUAAAGUGAAUUCUUAAUUCCAAACAGUUUAUAUAACUAAGCAGUUUUUAUGGCCAUGAUAUUUUAAGUGACUAUCAGACUUAAUAAAUCAUUGCGAAAGACUGCUGGUAGUAUUCAGCUUCAAUGCCAUACAUUCUAGUUAGAGGGAACCUUGCAUCAUAUGGACAGCGCCAGCCUUGGAGAGUUCUUGUGUCAGGCUUGAAAGCAUCAGAUCUUGAGCAGAUGAGCAGGUUCGCUUCAGGAGGUUACUGUGAUGAAUCAACUAUAGUUUUCUUGCAACAUCCAUGUGUUAUUCUGACAGCCCUUGAAGUUCUGGGUUAUAAAGUAGUUGCUUCAUCCUCUGCCUCUGUUAAGCAAGACUACAAUGAGUAUAUGUGGACUAUGAGAAAGGACUUUGCAGAACCAGAGCCUACUGGAAAUGGACAUACCACUUUUGCUUCCUAAUCAAGUCAAUAUGCCAGACCUUCCAACUUACUUAUAUGCUGCAGUCAAAGGAUCAUUGCAUGCUAGUGACUGUUCUGUUUUUGGACUCAACUGUGCUGAGAUACAGGCACUAACCAAGCGUUACCAAAAUACGUCAUCUGAGA